Molecule: messenger RNA, 2913 nt
Organism: Trichoderma virens Gv29-8
Lineage: Eukaryota; Fungi; Ascomycota; Sordariomycetes; Hypocreales; Hypocreaceae
Exons: 2
Source: RefSeq, a predicted model, not a curated record
GAUAACAAAAAAUGCAUGAAAGAGGCUACCCAUGCCAACGGCGUCUUCUGUUGGUUCCAUUCCAAGCAGGUCUAUGGGCUCUACAAGGGGUAUAAACGACGCAAUGCCAAGCUGGAUGCAUUGGAGAGAAAGCCCCCCUCUUACCUAAAGGCAACCAAGGUUCCUCUUGUGAACCAGACCUUUGAGGAUAUCAACGCGGUGCAUUCCCAUCUUUUCGACAGAUAUGUCCUCACCGGACAAGUCAUCGACGCUCGCAGGCUUCACCAUUCUCACUUCUAUUCGGCCCAGCUCGAUUUUGGGCAUCAAUCAUACCUUGACAAGCUCAGCAGCAACCGACACAUUAUUCUUCGGUCUUUGGAGAGACUGGAAAAGCGGACUGCAGAUGUGCUAUACCAAAAGGAGCAAUGGUUCGCCUGGGUGCGCCAGGCACAAGAAGACGAGGAGGCAACUCGUGACAAGGAGCAGAAAAAGAUCAAACAGGAGGCUGCCUUGUUCAAGCGUCACCGAGACAAGCUACAGGCUAGACUAGAGCAGGCAAGACGAGAAGAGGAACAAAGGAGCCAGGAUGCCUAUCUUGAAGCUGCUUUCAGGGAGCGUAUGGAUAUGUCAGCAGACGAAUGGGAGAAUGAUGAGGCGUGGGACCCCAUCAAAGACACGGACCACGACAAGCGCAACCAGUACAUUAAUCUGAUCAAACACUUCCUCUGGAUGGAUGCUGCGGAUAUCGACAACAGCCAAGAUGCUCCUCUAGUUGAGUCAAAAGCUCAGGCCCAGGCGGAGGAGGCUGCCGAGGACCAACAGGAGGAAAAAGGCCCAAAACUCUCCAGAAAAGCAAAGAAAAAGAGCAAGGCCAAGAAGAGUGCCGUCAAGCCUGCCGAUCAUGGCACUUCUGGCGCUUCCCCAACGGAUCAGAGUGGACAAAGCAGGCUCGUGGCCAUGCGGCAAAGCGAGGCCAAAAAAACAGACUCCGACCAACAGAUGCCCGAUAGGAACAAUAUUGAAACAGAACAGGAGAUGAGAAAACGCCUGAGCCAGGGAGUCGACAAGAAAAUGGACAAUGCUUGGGGCUUCCAUAUCGUUGGAUCGGUGCAAAAUCCCUAUGAGACGUUUAAGAAGACGGCACCGAUGACCAACGACGAGAUCGAGACUGCCAUCAAGGAUAUUAGAGAAAUCAAGUUGCUACUCUUCUGUCGUCUGUUGCUUGCACAAGCAUCCAUGUUGCCCGCUGCACUACGUGCUAGUAGCGUGCACGAGUUCCUCAACGAUUCCGAGGUUUUCGACUCGGAUUUGCGGGAUAUCUGUUUGAAGCUAGAAACCCCUUCUCUCCAGCAGAUUCGAGAUGCGUGUGCCGACUUUGCACGCAGAGAUGAUGCAGAGGAGGCUGGUGGCAGCGAAGCUAUAGAUGACAGCGGGUCGGAUGAUGAAGAAGCUUUUCGCGACAAGGUGGGCGACCAUGGCCGUUAUAUGCACCUCCACACAGAGGAAUGGUUCCUAAACGAGCUGGUCGGCCAGCCGCGCCAGGAAGCCACCUCCUCAACACAGAGAUCUCGAGUAACAAUUUGUGGUAAGAAGGUGUGGAAUCACGCCAGUGAAAAGGCAAUGUCCCGAGACGGCUGGCUGCAGUUCUCAAUCAUAGCCAAAGACUGCAGCUUUAAACAUGCCAUCCAACUCUGCCGGAAUUGGGCUGAGUUCUCCGAACUGAAUCUCCUUACCCUGUGGCAGUUUUUCCCUGCUUCUAAUUGGGAAUCUUGGGGCAGCAACAAGCUUAUCCGGCAGUUGCUUGAGUUGCAGUUUUUCCCUUAUUUUAUUGAUCUUGAAGCCCAGCGAUACCGUCGUCGUUUCAAGGCCAGUGGGCGAGGUCAAUUACGUCGCCAGCAUGACGUGAUCGAGACGAGGAACAUCAUUGUCGGCCACAUGAAGCGCCGAGACCCAGUCACCCGCCGCUUCCUGCAGUACCUCACAAUGAGGACUGGGGAGCUGCUGGUCCUGGUACGGGACGGCAAAAAUGGCCGUGUCAUAACGGCUCCUCCUGAUGCGCAUCUGUGGACUUAUCGCAGGAAAAAGGGCAUCGGAAGAGCCUCAAAGAAUGAAUGGCAGAAUCUCCUAGAGGUGGGCCCUGAUUACUUCGACAUGACUGAUUCACUGAGGGAAUGGCGCUUUGGGUUCGAUGACUUUUACGACGUCUACAUCUGGGAUUUGGUGCCUGAUGCAUCACCGCUGCGCAUGUAUAAUGUCAUCAUCUCGGAACUUCGCAAAGCAUGGCGCUUUACCCAGCCUUUAGAUAUGUAUGCUCACAUGGAACCGCUCUUACGAACUUUGACUAGGGAGAAGGAAACGAUGCGCACGCGCAAGAUAAACCCUGGCGAACAGGUCGAGAGUCUCUGGGAUGUUGUGACAGGCGAUGACGUAGAAUUCUGCCUUUACGAUGCCAGAGGAACCGCCGUGACUUGGCCACCCAAGGAUCCCAACAGCAGUGAACUUGCCAACUUCCAUUACCUGUUCUACAACAAAGCCAAUGUUGUAGAGGACGAGGUUUUAUUCCCAGACGGACUGGCAGCUAACAGAGAAAGGCAUUUCCGAGAAAUAAGAAAUGCCAUCGAUCGCUUUGAACAUCCUAUGCUCCCUAGUAGGCCGCGAUAUUUCGAAAGAGGGAUGACGGCAAUUCUUGAGGGGCAAGAUCUCGAGACUACGCUUAAUCAGGUGAUGGAUAGUGAUGAGGGGAGUAUCUGGGCCCUUCCAGCGAUUUGGGAAUCCGGCUUAGAGAAGCUCCUACAAGGAACUCUUUCAGCGGAACAGCGUCAAGUCCUUGAGAAGGCUGGGCUUGGCACUAUCAAAGAAAGCCAAUUGUUGGCCGAUCGCCUCAAAAAGGUGGAUCCCAUGGAGCAGAUGGAACGCGAAAGAUCUAUCGGUAAG